Molecule: messenger RNA, 13619 nt
Organism: Haliotis rubra (blacklip abalone)
Lineage: Eukaryota; Metazoa; Mollusca; Gastropoda; Lepetellida; Haliotidae
Product: chromodomain-helicase-DNA-binding protein 8-like
Molecular function (GO): protein binding; ATP-dependent chromatin remodeler activity; ATP binding
Source: RefSeq, a predicted model, not a curated record
CACGAUGCAAGAUGUUGAGGGUUUAGCGGCCUAAAGUCUACAAAUUCAUCCACAGAGUAUUAGUGAAAUUUUUCGAGCAAAGGACAGGUACUAGUGGAUACUGAUCUGCUGGUUCCUGUCUCGCAUGCAUCAAACAAUGGCAAGUAUAUGAGCAAGACAUAGUGCAUGGUUUGACACAGGCUAGGAACACCAUAAAGGGUGCUUGCAAAAAAUGGCAGAGGAGCCAAUGUUGAGCCUGUUUGAUUCAGAUUCGGCCUUCUUGGAUGAUCUCACCAACCCUGGGACGACAGAAAUGGUUCCUUCUCAGGGUUUGGGUGGUGUGAUGCCAGGGGCAGAGAGCCUGAUGGCCUCUGGCAUGCCUGGGAUGCAGCAGCCUCACAUGGGCCAGCAACAGGAGGCCAUGAUACUGUCACAACAGACCCAGCAAGGGUAUAAUCAGAUGAGAGGACUGCCACAAGAAAAUUUUGGGAACAUGGCACCUCAGAAUUCUGUGAUGAAUCAACAAUAUGGCCGUGAAGGAUAUAAUCAGUAUGGAUCUGUACCCAAGCUUCACCACAUGAGCGACCAAAUGAUGAUGGGUGGACAGAACCAGAACAUGUUGGCACAAGCAUUGCCAAGACAGCAGCAGCAGCAGCAGCAACAGUACAAUAGUCCACCUUCAGGAGGGACAAUGAUGCAACAUCCAUCUAGUGGGUAUCAGAACUUUGGCAUGUCCCCUGGGCCUCGAUUACCGAAUCCUCAGCAACAACAAAUGGGAAUGGUUCAGAACUCGGUAUGGAAUCACAACCAGACAAGUCCAACACACCCUCAGUACAUGUCUCAGCCGACGCAGCAGCAGCAGCCGCCCCAGCAGCAGCAGCAACCUAUGAGCAAUACCACAUCACAAAUGUCCCCUUACAUACCCCAGCAUGACUAUGCUAUGCCCAAUGCAUGCCAGCAAGGUUCACGUCUUGGACACUACCAAGAUGGAGCUGCGCAGAGUGUACAAAGCAAUGCUUUUAUGCAGGGCAUGGCUUCCCCUCCUCAAGGAAGCAGAGUGUCCAUGGCCCAAGGAGUAAGCCCUGCUCAACCCUUUCAGCAGAGCAAUCCAGUUUCUAGCCAGCAGCCUGUUAUGGGAAUGUCCAAUUUCAAUGUUGCCCAACAGUCAUCGGGAAUGCAGCCAAGGUAUCCCGCUGAUUAUAUGACACAAGGACCACAAGUUAACUCAGGGACCACACCUCAAAAUAAACUUCAACACUAUUCCUAUACAGCUGGUCAACAGCAGACCCAACAACAGUUAUCUCAGGGCAUGGGAGAGUCAUCGUCAUUAGCACAUUAUCCUAAUCAGAGUCCCACAAGUAAUAUGUCUUAUAGAACCCCCUUUCCAGGAAUGCCACCACAGAGAGCAACAACCCCUUCACCAAGACCCACCCCAACACCGCCAUCUCAUACUCCAACUCAUUCCUCCUCAUCUCAGGGAAAUUUUGGUCAGUCAAGCCUUCAGCAGUUAGAACAGCUAGUUCCUCAGAUGGGCAGUUUGUCCAACACAAACCCUUUUCAAAGAGUGAUGCAAAGUGCUCCAACAUCAACCAUGGGAAUGAGUAUUGCACAGAAGCCACCUGUGUAUAGUAGUAGUAACUUUCAAACAACAACAGCACCAUCCACCACUGGAAUCUUGUCAGGAAACACAAUGCACCCAACCAUGGGAAUGGCGGUGAACACAGGACACCCAAAUGCUGCUGGCCCUCUUAGUCCUAGUCAUGGUAUGAUACCAAACCAGCAGAAUGUAAAUAUGGAGAUACAAAGACUGCAGCAGCAGAUUCAGCAGUUGUACAGCAUGCCUCAGACCCAACAGAUCCAACAGCAGAUGCUGGACCUUCAGGAAAGAGUGAGGAUGUUAAAGGCACAACAACAACAGCAGAUCUUGCAGAUGCAGCAGAGACAACAAAUGCAUACAGGAGCUGGAGCCCCUGGUCCAAUGCGAGGUCCCCAAGGCCAAGCUGUCCGUGGGAUGCCAGGGCCCCGUCCUAGAAUGCCACAGCCUCAGCUGCAACAACAGCAGCAGCAACAACAACUGUCCCCAUCACCACAGGCGGUGCCCAUCCAGGGCCCACAGGCCAUGACCCAGCCAACACAGAUGCCACCAACUAUGCCCCAGUUGUCGCCAACACCACCUAAAACACCUCAAGGGUCUUUAUCAGUGUCAUCACCACAGAGGGUACAACAGCAGUUUGUACAGCAGACAGACCAAUCUCAACUUCUACCUACCUCAAAGCCCCUGUUUGCUGCUGAGCCUGAACCCCUGUCACAGGCCCCACCCCUGCUGCAGGCUGUGCCUCAGCCCCAGGUUGAUGGCCUUGGAAUAGAGACCCCCUCCCUGGAAGAUCAUAUUGCCCUUAGUCCACCUAGUCUUGACAGUCUCGCCACCCCAGUCAUGCUUGAUAUUGACCUCAAUGAUGAAAAUGAUGAUCUAGUCAAAAAUAAGAAGAAAAAUGUGCACCAAGAAAAAGCGGACAAAAUAAUUGCUGAGGCAAUAGCCAAAGCACAAGCACAGGGACAAUCCAUACCAAAUGUGCUGUCACCUGCAACGAUUCCAGCAACUGUCACAGACGUAGUGGCAGAAAUUGAGAGUGAUGAAAAGACGCCAAAGAAGAAGAAACGUGUGAGGAAGCCUAAACCUGACACUGGAGAAAAGCCAGUAAAGAAGAGGAAGAAAAAGAAAGAUGUGGAAGUAGCUGCAGCUGAAGUUGUUGUUGAUGGUGAUGGGUCAUUGCUGCCUACAGUGGUUACCGGGGAUGGCAGUGAAGAAACUGGUGGCGAGGAUAAGAAGGAAAACAAAGAAAAGAAAGAUAAGAAAGAAAAGAAAAUCAGGACACCAAAAGUGAAAACACCAAAGAAGAAAAAGCCUCCUGCCACCCUGCUGAAGAGCAAGAAGAAGCGGAAACGUCCAUCUUCAGAUGUAUCUGAUCUGGACUUGUCUCCUCCUGGGUCACCAAAGGAAGAAGACGAGUCACUUAAACGGAGAUCAGCUCGAAACACAAAAAGGAAGAAAUACUUGGAUGACAUAGAGCUCAACUUGUCAGAUGACAAUAAUGCAGAUAUUGACAUCGAGGGCGUAGAGGGCCCGCUUCAAAUGAAAUCGGAAACUACUGCAGAAGAAGAUACCAUUGUUGUAGAGAAGAUUCUAGGUCACCGAAUGAGGAAAUUUGACAAGGAGGACGGUGAUGAUGGAUCUGAGGAGCCUGAAGAAGAGGAGGAGUUCUUUGUCAAGUACAAAAACUACUCAUACUUGCAUUGCGAAUGGAGAACGGUUCCAGAACUGGAAAAGGAUAAGAGGAUACAGUCCAAGAUCAAGAGCUAUAAGUUGAAAAAACUACAACUUAAUAGCAUUUUUGACCAGAAUGAAGAUGAUGAAUACUUCAACCCAGACUAUGUAGAGGUUGACCGUGUGCUGGACAUGUCUGUGACCACUGACCCCAACACAGAGACUGAGUUGACACACUACCUGGUCAAGUGGCGUGGUCUCUCAUAUGAGGAGAGCACAUGGGAACUGCAGCAAGAUGUUGACCCAAAGAAAGUGGAACUCUUCAAGAAGUGGAGGGAAGUUCCUGCAGAAGAAGAUAGAGCUGAAAUUGCUCGUCCUAAACCUAGCUCGUGGGAGAAGUCGGAUAAGACACGGACAUACAAAGGAAACAAUACACUGCGAGAGUACCAGCUUGAGGGUGUCAACUGGCUUACAUUCUGCUGGUACAAUGGACAAAACUGUAUCCUUGCUGAUGAGAUGGGUCUGGGAAAGACAAUUCAAAGCAUUACAUUCUUGUAUGAAAUGUAUCAAUAUGGAGUAAAAGGACCCUACCUGGUGAUUGUACCUCUGUCAACGUUAGGAAACUGGCAACGGGAAUUUGAAACAUGGACAGACAUGAAUGUUAUUGUGUACCAUGGAACUUCCCCCAGCAGAAACAUGCUGCAAGAAUAUGAAAUGUACUUCAAGGAUGAACAGGGCAUCAAAAUCCCGAACAUUUACCGCUUCAAUGCCCUGAUCACGACGUACGAGGUGAUUCUGUCAGAUCUCGAACUCCUCUCUACUAUUGAAUGGAGAGCAACUGUGAUAGAUGAGGCACACAGACUGAAGAACAAGAACUGUCGAUUAAUGGAAGGACUUCGCCAGAUUGAUAUUGAGCAUCGUGUGUUGUUGACUGGCACUCCUCUACAGAACAACACUGAGGAACUUUUCUCCCUCCUCAACUUCCUCAACCCAACCAAAUUCAGCUCAUCCCAGUCAUUUGUGAAUGACUUUGGUGAGCUCAAGACGGAGAGCCAAGUUGAUGAACUGAAAAAGAUCCUGAAACCAAUGAUGUUGAGAAGGUUAAAAGAGGAUGUUGAGAAAAACUUGGCACCAAAAGAAGAAACCAUUGUAGAGGUGGAGCUGACGAAUAUCCAGAAGAAAUACUACAGAGCCAUAUUGGAGAGGAACUUCACCUUCUUGUCUAAGGCUGGCAGUUAUGCCAAUGUACCUAACCUCAUGAACACAAUGAUGGAGCUCAGGAAAUGCUGUAAUCAUCCAUACCUUGUUCAAGGUGCUGAAGAUAAGAUCCUGGAAGAGGCCAGGGAGAAGUAUGGUAAUGAUACAGAACAGCUGUGCAGUGCCCUCGUCCACUCUUGUGGCAAGAUGGUACUCCUGGACAAGUUGCUUCCAAAACUGAAGCAGGGUGGACACAAAGUCCUUGUCUUCUCCCAGAUGAUCAGGGUACUGGACAUCCUUGAAGACUACCUCAUUCAGAGAAAAUACUUGUACGAGAGACUGGAUGGUAGGAUUAGAGGCAACUUGAGACAAGAAGCUAUUGACAGGUUCUCGAAGCCUGAGUCGGAUCGUUUUGUGUUCCUGCUAUGUACGAGGGCUGGUGGUCUGGGUAUCAACCUGACUGCUGCUGAUACUGUGAUAAUAUACGACUCUGAUUGGAACCCACAGAAUGAUCUGCAGGCCCAGGCCAGAUGUCAUCGUAUUGGACAGCAGAAGUCAGUCAAAGUAUACAGAUUGAUAACACGCAACUCAUAUGAAAGAGAAAUGUUUGAUCGUGCAUCACUCAAACUUGGUUUGGACAAGGCUGUCCUUCAGUCCAUGAGCGGAGACAAAAAUGCCAACCCUCAAUCCCAGAUGUCGAAGAAAGAGAUAGAGGAGCUGUUGAAGAAAGGUGCCUAUGGAGCUCUGAUGGAAGACGACAAGGCUGGGGAUGAGUUCUGUGAGGAGGACAUUGAUCAGAUCCUGCAGAGAAGAACACAAGUCAUUCAGAUAGAAUCAGAGGGCAAGGGAUCAACAUUUGCUAAGGCCAGUUUCAGUAUGUCCUCAAACAGAAGUGAUAUUGAUAUCAAUGAUCCAAACUUCUGGCAGAAGUGGGCAAAGAAGGCUGACAUCGAUGUUGAUGAACUCAAGUCAAGAAAUACUCUGAUUAUUCAAGAGCCCCGUCAGAGGAAACAGACAGCUCGCUAUGGUAACGAGGAUGCCAUGAUGGAAAUAAGUGACCUUGAAUCCUCAUCAGACAGUGGUGGAGAGGAAGAGGUCUCGGGUCUUCGUAGUGGAAGAAAGGGCAAGCGAGGUCGCCGACGGAAUCGUAAUGACGACGACUUUGAUCCCCUUGAUGAUCAAGCAGGGGAUGGCUUCCAUAGAUCAGAGUGCUUCAAGGUUGAGAAGAACCUUCUUGUUUAUGGCUGGGGCAGAUGGUCAGAAAUACUUGCUCAUGCUCGAUUCAAGAGAAGACUUGAAGAAAAGGAUGUUGAAGUUAUUGCAAAGGCUAUUUUGGUGCAUUCCCUCCAGUUUUACAAGGGAGACGAAAGAAUCAAAACCUUCAUCUGGGAUCUUGUGUCUCAAAAUGACGAAGACCAGCUCAAAAAUCACUCAGGUUUAUCUGCCCCUGUUCCAAGAGGCCGGAAGGGCAAGAAGCAGAAACAGACUUCCAAAGGCCCCGAAUUUGAAACGUCCACCCUCGACUUUGACCCUGAUGCCAUCCUGGAUCAUGGGUACAAGAGACAUCUGUUCCGACAUUCAAACAAGGUGCUUCUGCGGGUGCGCCUGCUGUACUACCUCAAACAAGAAGUAAUCGGGGAUGAAGUAGAGCGAGUCUUCCAGGGUGUGCCUGCCAGUGAAAUUGAUAUCCCUUCUCCAUGUGCUGAUGGGGAACUGCCUGCAUUGUGGUGGGAUGAAGAAUCAGACAGAUCACUCCUUAUUGGUGUUUUCAAGCAUGGAUAUGAGAAGUUCAACUUGAUGAGAUCUGACCCAGCUCUCCUUUUCCUUCAUCGUUGUGGUCCACCUGACAGUGAAGCACUGGCAAGAGAACAGAAUGAUGAUUAUGAUGGAGAGAAGGACGAGGAGAAUGAUCUUGAAGAUAAGUCCAUGAAUCUCAAGGACGAUGAAGAUGAUGAAGACCUGUCUCAGAGCUCAGCACCAGAGUCUGUGAAGAAAACCACCAAACCUGUAAUGCCUACAGAUUAUGGUGACAAAUUACCGUUCCCAAAUCCUUCUGAGUUGAACACACGACUGAGACGUGUAAUCACUGGAUAUCAGAGGAACCACAAGAAAGAACAACUUCGACUCCAGCAGAGGGCCAAGAAAAUGGAAAGACGAUCGAAAGCUGAGGAAGUUACCAAGAUCAGAGAAACCAAAAAGAAAGAGUACCUACAGAAUCGGUGGUCAAGGCGUGAAGAAGCUGACUUCUACAGGACUGUGUCAACAUUUGGAGUGGAAUAUCACAAGCCUACUGGAAGGUACAGGUGGGACCGCUUCCGAUGUUUUGCCAGACUGGACAAGAAGUAUGAUGACACCUUGGCAGAAUACUUCCAUGCUUUUUACCACAUGUGUCAGCGUGUUUGUGGCAAGUUCAAGACCCCUGAGGAAGCCAAGCCUCCAAAUACUGUGUAUGUUGAUCCUAUCACAGAGGAACGUGCCAGUCGCUGUCUAGCCCGCAUUGAUCUCCUCAACAAAAUCCGGGAAGAGAUCCUAGUCAAUCCCAAGUUAGAUGAACAUAUCAAACUAUGUCAGCCGUCCUUCGACAUGCCAUCUUGGUGGCAGUGUGGAAAACAUGACAAGGAACUGCUUAUCGGGGCAGCAAGGCAUGGUGUAGCUCGCACGGACUACCACAUCCUCCGCGAUCCUCACUUCUCCUUCCAUGAGAUGCUUCAGGCCAAGAACCUGCGUCACCAACACAACCCGUACCAGAUGAUGUCCCCGUACAGUGGAAUGCCUGUACCAGGGAUGCCAGAUACACCUUCAAAAGAAGAGAAGCCUGAAGUUGAGGAUGAGAAGAAGACAGUAAAGUCUGAGAAUGGUGAAGUGCAAGAUGAAGCCUCAAAAGACACUAAGAGUGAAAAAGAAGAGGGUGAUGAAGAAAAAAGUGCUGAUGUAAAAGAUGAUGAUGUAAAAGAUGAUAAGACAGAGGAGGAUGAAAAGGUUGUGAAAGAUGAGAAUGGAGAAGUUCCAAGUGAUGAAGACAAUGAGAAAGUGAAAAUUAAUGGUGAUGAUCAGUUGAGUGGUGAAAGUGAUGUGGAGGGAAAGACAAUGAAAAAGGAAGAAAUCAAAGAGGAAAUGUCUCCUGAGAAAAGCGAAGAAAACAAUGAGAAAGAGGAUUUGGAAGACGAUAAAGCAUUUGUGAAAUUAAAAGAGAAAGUGAAAAAUGAAGAUGAUGAGAUGAGUGACAAGGAAGUGGAGGAUAUUGUGAAGGAAGAGAAAAGUGUGAAAGAGGAAUCUGAGAGUGAAGUGAAAGAAGAGAUGAGUCCUGUGAAGGAAGAGAAAAGUGCUGUGACAGAUGAAGACAUGAAAGAAGAAAAGUCAACGGAUGAGCGAGACCUUGUGAAAGAGAAGGUUCAGGAAAUAAUCAAUGAUGUAAAGAAGGAGAGAAAGAUGGAGGAAGAACUCAUGAAGGACAACUUGCCGCCAUAUUAUGGCCAUGAUGAGUCUGGCUACCUUGACAUGGAUGGCCCUGAACCUGGAGAGAUCUACUCGGGAAGAAGUGUUCUGGGAACAGUUGUUGACUGGCCAAAGGAUCGAGUUAUUUUCCACCGGUUGGAACACAUCUGCUACACAGUGGAGAAUGGGGAGUGGCCAUUUGCUCGCAGAUCUGCAGGAGGACCUCCCUUCUUUGGAUCAGCAGGAUUUGACUCAAGAAGUGCCACACCUGUGGGAUCAUCUACUCCGAAGGGUGAUGGAUCGUUUAUGGACUCAGAUGCUGCUGACUCUUUACUGGAAGCUCCAACGCCGCAGGUGAUGAGGAUAAGUGGUGACAAUGAUAAGGACUUUGAGGUACAUGUGUCUGAGGGUGAAGGUCUGAAGAUGACAUUCCAUAAACGUGGCCGAGGCCGGAAGAAGCGAUAUGAAAUCGAUUCUGACAGGGGACAUGAAAGCAAGCUGUUGGCUGCAAGGGUACAGCAGCUGUUGAACCAGAGCACUCAGGGAGCAACCAGUGCAGCCUCCAGCGACAAUGAGAGCCAGUCAGAGUCGGCCAUGAACCUCUCAGGCUCAACACCAGGCUCGGCUUCAGCACUCACAGACAGCUUCCUUAAUGGCAGUAAUGCAGCUGAUCUUGACCCAAGUCAGCUCACUGCUACACUGAUUGAACAAGGCCUGUUGCCAGAGAAAAGACGCCGAGGUCGAAAACGUAAGGCUGAAAAGAUGGCUGAGGUUGCCCUUGCUGAAGCUAUUGCUAAACGCCAUCAGGCCAGGAUUCUUGCCAGUAUAGAUCCAGAUCAACGAAUUCCUGUCAUCUGUCUUGAAGAUGGAAGUCGUUUGUCUGGAGAAGAAGCCCCUCGGAAGAAGGACCUUGAACAAUGGCUCAUGACACAUCCUAACUAUAUCAUUGACCAGUCUGAGUUUGCCGUUGACGAGGAAGAACCAGGGGAGAUAACCCACCACAUGUCACCAAUGGAGCACUUUGAUAGGCCCAGGGGAAGGGGGCGGCGUCCACGGGUAGAUCCCCGAACUUUGGAUGUAGAAAGUCUUACGGGGCAGGAAAAUGUCUCGGUUGUAGAUCGAGAAACAGGCAAAAAGAUUACGGGAGCCAAGGCUCCGCCACUUAAACACCUUGCGGAGUGGCUGGAACAGAACCCUGCCUAUGAUGUGGAGGCUAAGUGGAGUGAGUUGGUUCGGGCUAAGGGCACACUACCAAAGAGUAUGGAUUCUCGGAUGCUAAAACCCUCAGGACGAGGUCGUAAACCAAGAGAAAGUAUGCUCCAUCCAUCGUUCCUAGGUGGAGAAGUGGGCUACCCUGCGAUGUCCAUGGCGGCAAUGUCCGCCUUCCCGGGAGCCGGGCUUUUGGGAAGCUAUCCUAAACUACCUCUGAAUUUGCCUUUUGGUGCAAUACCUAACCUGGGAAUGGUUAACCCAAUGCUUGGACUUGCUGGCUUUGGCCUACCGGGAAUGCCCAUGGCUUCUGCUCUUGGAAAGUCAGAAACUGAAACUAAAGAGAAAGACUCAGAGAAGGGUGAGGGUAGGGAAAGACGUAAAAGUGAUAAGUCCUCGUCCUCAUCAUCCUCAACAUCAACAUCAGCAGCGCCACACCCUUCAUUCCCAUCAGCAUUCUACUACAACCCACUACUGUAUAAUCCUAUGUUGGCUGCCCAGAGUCUUCGUAACUUUCCCCUCCCAUCAAAUAUGUCCUCGUCCUUUGCCUCCAUGGCUCAACAUGGUGCACUAAAUGGGCGGCUGGAGUCUGAGUCGGAGGAGGAAGCAAGACAUGUUGAUGAUGAAGCUGCUCAGGACAAAGCAGAGGAUCUCUCUGUUACCAAGAAGUCCUCUCGUGGUGAACCUCAUGAUUUGUCUGUGAAAAAGAGCAGUCGUGAAAAGAGUUAUUCCAAGGAAAGGUCUCAUAAGUUACAAGAUCAUGCUACAGAUCUCUCAGUUAAAACCAAACCAGAUGUGAAAUCAAGUAUUGACAGUAAACUCAAAGAAGACAAAGUCAAAAGGAUGAUGAACAAACCCAAAAUAUUAGGAUCAUCAAAACUGAGUAAAAUUGUGGAUACUUUGAAAGACAAGGUUAUGAAAAUCGACAAGAAACCAAACGACAACCCCUCUGAAAGUUCUCCCAACAAAAGUGACAGUAAGCCCACAAAAAGUAAAGGAGAAAAAUCAGAGAAAUCUGUUAAGAGUCCAGUUGAAUCUGUACCAGAUGAGCCUCUGGCUUUGGACAGCAAGUCCAGUUCUGAGGGAAAUGUGGAAACAGGUGAAGAUGGGGGUGGCGAAGAUAAAGAGGAGAAUUCUUGAACAAAGUGCUCUGACUACAUACACUCUGUGCUACAAUCAAAAGUGAUGGCCACCCACCUGCCUCCAUUCACCAAUAUGUUACUGUCACCUCCAUGAGUCCAUGUACAUGUACAAGUUUCAUUCUGGGGAGUGCGAUGGCAUUUGAUACCUCAGCGUGAAUUGUUGUGGUCACUUGUGCUACAGGGGGCUAUAUACAGGCCCUUGGACAAAUAAGCAUUCACGCAACAUCACCCACUCUUCUGACCAUGCCCGAAUGGACGGAUUGACUCGUUGCAUCAUUCCAACUGUCUCUUCAGGGAGGCUGUCACUAACUGUGGCUCAGUGUCUUGUGGGCUGCUCUCAAAACCCAGUGAAUUCAUCAGAACCCAUAUGGUGUAUUCCCUUCAACCAUUGAAACUUCUGCCUUGGAUACUUCACCAAAUACCUCAGUAUUAAAACUGCUGUGUUUCAUAUAAACCCUCUAUGCAUGUUUUCACCUGGCUUAUUGUGGAAGCUAAGGAUGCGCACACACACUGGGCUAACUACCGUGGGCUGCUCCAAUUUGUUUAACCACUGUUGUAGAUAGUAUCCUCUCGCUGUCUGUCACGCCUGUUCAUACAGUUGCUCCUCAUCCAUGGCUUUGUAAAUUGCACCUGUUUCAUAAGACAGAGAUAAAAAAAACUGGUCUCAGGGCAUUUUUUGUAGAAUUGUAUGAAUAUAUUUUGACACGGAACUUGUAGUGGUAUUUACCUUGGCCUGGGCGCAGAGAGAGCACCAGAGCCAGUAUUUUGGUAUUACAGCUAAUUUGAUUGAAGGCAAUCAUUAAGGGGAGACAACCCCUCUUCUCCCUCCCUCCCUCAUUACCUCAUAAGACAUUACUGACCCAGUUGUACUGCAGUGGUCUGGGGACUACGUGUAUAUACUACUGUGUUGAGUUUGUCGGACUUGUCGAUGAACAAUUCCUUAGCUGGUAGUAUUUUGUUGGGAUUUUGUGUUUUACUCACGUUCAUCCUCUGCCUGUGGCAAGAUGGGCGUUUCCAUGUGAUGUGUCUUUGUUACCUUCUUCAGUUGUGUGGUGAGCCGUCAGUCAAUAUGUUUCUAGUAUUUUCACUGUAUCAUAUUCAAUUUACAUGAACCAUUGCUGCCUCGGUUUAUUUGAACUAAGUCAAGCAUCUCAUGAGAUUUCAUUAAAGAGUGUAUAGGUUUACUUAAGCUUGAAUGUUUUUCUUAUGUUUUAGACAUAAUCAGCAAGAAACCAAGGCUGGGAACUUAGGAGACAUGUUGCUUGUUGUGUUUGAGAGACUGUAGAAACCAUUAAGCGAACUAAGAAUGUAAUGUGUGCACCAUAUUGAGAAAUGAGAAUGAAAGACUUCUCAGACAGUAAAACUUUUCUCCCAGAUCUCUCUUGGUCGUGUUUUUUUGCUGAUUUUGUCAUAUCUUAUUAUGACUGUUUAUUUUGUGUCAGAAGUCUAAACCAUAAUCAUCUGGUCUGGUGCCCGCAUGAAAUGUUGCACAUUUAUUUUGCAGUCUAUAUUAUUGCACAGAUUCUUUUACCAUGAAAUUUGACUUAGGUGUUAUUAUUUAUGAUUGUAUACCUUAUAAAAUCCUGAAACUGAUGUGUAACCUCGUAAGUUAGUAUUGUUCUGAACAUUGAUUUGCACGAACUAUUGCUCAACUGUUAGGAAAUGAAAAGAGCGGGUAAAGUUUGUACAGAUUGAAUGCAUUAAUUUAUCUAGUUUGGAAACAUGCGUGCCAGAAUCUUGUACAAAUGCAGGGUGCCUAACUUAUCUGCAUGAAAGCUUUCCAUAUUAAUUUGCUUAUUAAUUAAAUAUUUUGAAGAUAGCUGAUCAAUUUUACAUAGGAGUGGGCUGAUGAUCUGUUCGUCAGUAUUGUUGCAUAUUUUUUGUGACAUUUUGUACAUGUUUGGUUACUUUAUGUAGAUAGCUGUUACCUUUUUAGUUUGCAUAGACUUUCUUGUGUGGUCAACACAACAGCCAUAUUGUUUCUUCUUCUUUUUUUCUUUUUUUUUUUCAUAAUGGGCCAGAGGAGGCCUAAUAUUUGGUCUGAAGUUGAACUGCCAUUUGUAUUUAAUUACUGCUAGGAAGUUUUGUAAAUGUCUGUACAUUCCUAUUGCCGUGUCACAACGAUUGGCCACAGUCACUAUAACUUCAGGUCAUGUCACUAGCAACAGCAUUUGUUUCCAUCAUGUCAUAGAUCUUACUGUUAAUACCCCUGUCACUGGCAGUCAUCAUGACUGCUAAGGGGAUGCUGACUUUAUUCAGUAAGACACACCAGCAGUCAUCAUCACUACUUGUGGGAUGGGUUCUGAUUUGUUGAAGUACCCAUGUCACCAGCAGUUAUUAUCACUGCUUGAAGGGGCACUGUCUUGUUUCAGCACCACACGGACCAUGAUAACUACUUGUGGAUGUGUGCUGUUUGUUGCAGUACUCUUUCACCAGCAGUCAUUAUGUUUGUGUUGUGGGUGGUGACUAGUUGCAGUAGCCAUCACCAGCAGUCAUGUACACUACUUGUGAAUGGGUACUGUCUUGUUGCAGUACUCCACUCACCGGCAGUUCUUGUCACUGCUUGUUGGGAUGCUGACUGCUUUCUGUAGCCUUCUCACUGGCAGUCACCAUCACUACCUAGGGGUACUCCUUUGUUACCUGACGUUGAAAACCUGGCUUCAGGAGUCAUUGAUCCUUAUAAACCAUUCUUUCAGCCUGUUCUGUCAGAUCCAAUAUUCAGAAAUAUAUUGUCCUUGAUUUUAGUAGUUCAUCAUUUCAAACAGUUUGAUGUUACAAACCCUAAAUCUAAUUUCAAAUGUGUGAUAUAUUUAUUGAAUAAUGUAAAUUUAAUAUCCGUUUUCCUCAGCAAUAUCCGACUCCAGAGAUUGUUGUUAGUUAUUUAUUACCUGUUAACAUUUCCAUACCUGAAUGAAUGAAAUCAGUGCAUUGUAAAACUUAUUUUCAGCAAGUGGCACCAUCAGUGUCUCAAAUAGGUGUCUCUUCCACCGAUCAUUUGACAUGUGAAUCAUUCUACAUAUGUACAAAGUCACAUGACACAAUACUACACAUGUUCUACUUAAAUAUAUUUUUUCCUGUCUUGAGGGCAGAUCAAGUGUAUGUUAAGAUGCUCUGAAAUUUUCAGUAAUAAACAUUCAGAUCUACAAAUUUGUUUCAUUUUUGAUAUUCUGACACUUUCACCUUUUCCCCUGCACUCUUCCUGAAGCCAGGUUGACCAUUGUGUCAUAAGUUAUUGUGGUAAAUUAUUCACUGACCAAUUCAUUUAUGGUGAGCCAGUUUCUACAUGAAUGUUCUGGUUCAGUCACUAUUUAAUCAGCAUGUAAGUAUUUAUUGGAGGAGAUGAAAUUUUGUAUGUAUAAUUAUUUUUAUUAAGAUAUGGCUUUGGUGUUUCA